Molecule: messenger RNA, 2219 nt
Organism: Closterium sp. NIES-67
Lineage: Eukaryota; Viridiplantae; Streptophyta; Zygnematophyceae; Desmidiales; Closteriaceae
Source: the annotation of a GenBank genome assembly
CCUGCAGUUACCAGAAGUUCGGCAUCUUGUAAUUCCUUGGGGAAAGCUCUUCAUCCCAGAGGAUUUAGGAGGAAUCAGAUUACAGUAUCCGAAUUAGUUGUCAGAACCUCGUCAUCUUGUAAUCAUAGCAAGACGGCAGGACAGAAAUACUGCCGCGUUUCCUGACGUCUCAAGCCUAAUAUAGUAAUAGCCGGACGACGGCACGAAAGAACUGCUGACGCCAGAAGUACACCCUCCCCUCCAUCCUUCCGACGCAGCGCACCGACUGUGAACUCAUUUCCGAGAAUUCUAAAAAAGCGCACGGACUGUCAACUCAGUGAGCCACUACGCUGCCUGGCCUUGCAUAGGUUCUACCAGUAGCAACUGGCGUUGUAUUUUGAGUCGACUCGAGUUACACGCGACACAGAAUACACCCGACACAGCGCGCUUAGGCACUACGCUGCCUGGCCUGGCGUACCUACUAGUAUAGUAGCUGGCAGUGUAUUUUAAGUAGCAGCUGGCAGUGAUCAUGGUUCUCCCGGUGCGGCACCGCAGGGCCCCCAUGUCGCAGAACCGAUUUCCAGCGUUGUCACUUAUGGUGCUCGCAUGCUUCGUCCUCCGCCUCACUCCCGCCGUCUGUAAAUCAGACGGCGCCGGCGGUGCGCGGGUGAAUCGCGUGUCGCUGGUGGGACGCGUGGAGACUUUCGAGGGGCAGCUCGACUACUACCUGCCCGAGGAGAUCAGGAACCACCCAGAGCGCUCGAAUAUCCCCAUCGAACGGCUGGGAUUCGCGCUGGAUGCGCGGAAUCUGACGAACGUGAUGCUCGGGUUUCACGAGCCUAACGAGCGGUACGGGCUGAAGCUAUCCUGCCACGGGCCCCCGUGCCCAAGCUUCGGCAGCUGCAGUAACAGCAACAGUGACAGUGACAGAGACAGUGAUAGUAACGGUAGCGAUUACGGUGGUGGUGGUUACCACACUUCUCCAAACGUCGAAGCGUGCUGGAAUCCGGGGAUGGAAGAUUUGGGGCAGGUGUUUCUCCCCGCGCCGGUGAACUGCCCGAAGUCCGAAACUUUCGAACUGCCCGCGCGGCCCUACAGCGGGCGGGACAAAACCUGCUCGCACAAGCAAGAUUUCAACCCGCGCGAUCCAACGGCUCUGCAGGUGUUCAGAUUGCGCCACGUGUACGUCAGCCAGAAGGGCUUCGUUUUCAACGCAUCGCACCAGUUCGUCCACAACGGCUGCGCGCGGCUCGCGAGCGAAGCGCGUUUCCCGGCGUCGCACCCGGUGCACCGCGUACCGGCGGUGUUCAACUGGGCGUACGGCCCCGGAGGGAACUUCUACCACUUCCUCAUCGAGGGUCUGCCGUCGUUCCUCGUGGCGUCGACGGUGCUGCCGUCCAUUCUCAAGGACACGCCCAUCCUGGCUAGACUCGGCCAGUGGCGGAUGUACGACCGAGUGGGGGCGGCACUAAUCGGUGUGGAGAGGGGAAGCAUGAGAGCCCUACCUGUGGAGUCUGGCGAUCUUUUCCGUGUUGACACAGUCUACCAGCCCAUGCUGCAGGACUGUGGCCGUCCCUCCCACUCCUUAUGGACAAUGCUGCGCCGGCGCCACCUGCUGCACCCGCAGGGGAUCCCCCUCUUCCAUCCCAACUGGACCUAUCGGGCCCUGUCUCCCCUCACUGCGGCACAGGCGCAGGCCCUUCCCCCUGAUUGGGUGGUGGUGGUGGCCAAGCGACCCGUUAAGAAGCGAUCCAUUACAAACUUCAACGAGGUGGAGCAGCUGGUAGAGAGAAUGUUCCCAAGGGAGAGAAUUGUGGUUUUCAAUGGCUCACUCUCAAUACUAGAAGCUCGGGAUUUGUUCCGGCGGACGCGUCUAUUCAUAGCCGGCCAUGGGGCUGCCCUCACCAACGUUAUCUUCAUGCCGGAAAAGGCGUCCGUGCUCGAAAUCAGACCCGACGGGUGCGAGAUUGUGUGUUACAACCACCUAUCGUACGCAUGCACGCUUACCUACCAUCUCAUAUUCAGCCAUGGGGGCUGCUAUGACACUGUUGAAGCUGACAUCCCAACUGUGGCCACAACGCUGGAGUCCAUUAGUAGGAGAUUUGGAGAAGAAGAUAGAAAACAAGGCCUUGAUGGCAGCUAUCAAUAAACUUUCAUGUCAGAGUAUAUAUGUUAUCUUAUGAAGACAGAUGUGCCUACAGCAUAUGCAAACGCUGUUUAAUGUGAUGUGACCAUAUUUA